GGCGGUGUCCAGUUACUGUCGCGGGGGCUAUAGUUAGCCUCGGGUAUUUUGUUUAUCAGCGGACUCCAGGGACAGUGCUGCCCUGCCACCAGAGCGCCAUCUCGCUCCGUUUCCGCGACCUCUGGGUGGGCCUCGGCCCCCUCCCACUUUCCUCUGCAUUGGCCAAAACCGUAUGAGGACCACAGCCGCUCAGCAUGGGGCGUCCAGGAGUAGGAGCUGAGACCCUCCGUGGUGCUGCGGGACUGUGAAGGCCAGGGCCCGCCCACACCCGGGCCCGCCCUUGCUUCCCCCAGUUCGUGACCUGAAACCCCCUCACGCCGCCACCGAAGAAGGGGUCCAGGUCUCCACCCUUCAGCCCAUCGAAGCCUGGAUUCAGCCUCUGCCAGUCCCAACCAGACCUCGUCCUCCUGAGUCUGCCCCAGGAGAGAUGUGGGUGGCUCUGUUGAUGGCCCUCAGCUGCAUCGGCCUCCAACCCCUACGGCAGGUCCAGGCUGUCCCCGUCCUGUCCCUGGGCUUGGCCCCAGACACUUUUGAUGAUGCCUAUGCGGGCUGCUCGGAGGAGAUGGAGGAGCAGGCAGCCUCCCUGCUUCAGGAGGAGAUGGCCUCCCACGCUCUGCUGCGGAAGGCCUGGGGGGCAGCCCAGGCGGCCUGGGAAGUCAGGCGCCCAGGGCUCGCCUUGCCGCCGGGUUUCCAGGCCCAGCACGCGGUGGCGAUCAUGGUCUACACCAACUCCUCCAACACCCUGUACUCGGAGCUGAAUCAGGCUGUGCGAACCGGUGGUGGCUCUCGGGAACUCUACAUGAGGCACUUCCCCUUCAAGGCGCUGCAUUUCUACCUGACCCGGGCCCUGCAGCUGCUGCGGGCCAACAGUGGCUGUGACCGGGAAGCUGGCGAGGUGGUAUUCCGAGGUGUGGGCAGCCUGCGUUUUGAACCCAAGAGGCUUGGGGACUCCGUCCGCUUUGGCCAGUUUGCCUCCAGUUCCCUGGAUGAGGCAGUGGCCCGAAAAUUUAGUAAUGCCACCCUCUUCUCUCUAAGGACUUGCUAUGGGGCUCCUAUCCAGGCCCUGUCUGUCUUUCCUGAAGAGCGCGAGGUGCUGAUUCCUCCCCACGAAGUCUUCAUGGUCACCAGGUUCUUCCGGGAUGGAGCCCGGAACCUAGUGACUCUCAGGAGCUAUAAUCAGACCUGCAACCACUUUAACUGUGCCUACCUGGGUGGGCAGAAGAGGCGGAACUGUGUAUUGGCACCAAAAGGGGAGCAGCCAGACACCCCUCUUGAGGAGGCCUUCUCUCGGCUGUCUCAGAAGACCAUGCUUUUGGCCCCCGGGGAGUUCCUAGGAGCUGAAAGCCCAUCGCCUGCCCUUUAGGAGCCCUGGGAAUCGGUGGCUCUCAUACGGAGAAGAGGGCCUUCAAAGAGCUUCGAAGUAAGAACAUGGUUCCUGAGCUAGUCCUAGCAGCCAUCUCCCCAGGCUCGGCACCCACGUGGGAGGACCCGAGGCCAGACAAGGUGGAGGGAACCUCACUUUGAGCAGGGAACUUCCGGGGACAACAAGGGCAGUGCUAU
Messenger RNA from Echinops telfairi (small Madagascar hedgehog), 1560 nucleotides. RefSeq names its product ADP-ribosyltransferase 5 (gene ART5). NCBI's taxonomy places the organism in Eukaryota, Metazoa, Chordata, Mammalia, Afrosoricida, Tenrecidae. The record is from RefSeq and is a predicted model, not a curated record. Gene Ontology annotation, molecular function: NAD+ poly-ADP-ribosyltransferase activity; NAD+-protein-arginine ADP-ribosyltransferase activity. Bases 428 to 1363 code for a protein of 311 amino acids. The transcript has 4 exons.